GAGAACUAGAUGACGUCAGUUCAAAGUUGUGCUUCAUCAAAGCAAGGUCGACCUUCAAAGUUCUGCUGCUCCUUCACACAUGAGAGAUAGCUAUUGCUUUCGACAGUCUAGCUCAGUUACUCACAAGCUUUUUCAAGCUUAUUUAUUGUCGAUUUGAAAAAAAAAGACGUAAUCACCUGUAUUUUUUUUAUGGACUGCAAUGUGAUGAAACCUCUGCCGGAAUUCACUGUAAUUGCCAACAGAAUGCCUUACAACAUUGAAUACGAUGAACGAGAAAUCUCUAAUAUUCGCUCACAAUGUGAGUGUGAUAAUUGUGGAGACUCUGGUCAUCCCCACCAAGUGUCCACAACUGAAGUUUAUCCCGACAACCCAAAUGGCCUCAUCCUUCUAGAUCAAAAGAACAAAACUAAGAGCUCAUUAGUUUGGGGAGAGGAUAUUACCUUUCUGGAUCAUCGACAACACGCUAACGGAGGAGGCGAAAUGGCCGAUUCCCCACGUUACUCGCAAAUUUCAGAAAUUGUUGACCAAGACAAUAAAUCCAUCCUACAGCGGGAAUUGCAGCAGUGUGACAACGGAAACAACAAACUCGAACUGACCACAAAUAUGGUGACGCUUUCAGAACUUUCAGACAUGAACGUGAUGGAGCCGGACAAGUACAUCAGUCUCUCUGGAUUCAAUUUCUUUCCCAAAGAUGAAGGAACGGAAGAUUUGAACGAUAUUUGCUCCUCAUUAGAUUUAGUUGAUCAUAACCUAGUUGAAACCCACCCCUGUACAGUUGAUGAAAUCCAUCAUUCCAAUGUACCAACCACUUCGACGUCCGAAAAUCCAUCACCUCCAGUCGGCCGGAUGAACCUCCGUCGUACUCGCACCGCCUCACGACGCAUGUCGGCGCUCAACGGAGAUGACAAUUCCUUUUGUAGCCAAUCUGAAGGCAUGAGCGAAAGCAAUAGAAAACGUAACAUGUCAGAACACAGUAUGAUGAGCGCUUGCAGUUACGAUGAUCCAGACAGUCCGUACAACAGUAGCGGACGCAAGAAGAGACGUCGUUACGAGGAGGCACCAUCUGAGGAUCCUGCAUUUGAGAAAAGUCGUAAGAAUGCCAUUAUUGCCAAAAGGAACCGUGAAAAGAAGAAGGCUCUCAUGGAUGAUAUGGAAAAACGGUGUGACAAACUUGUCUAUGAUAACCAGCAGCUAGAGUUUGAUAAUGGAAAGUUGCGUCAUCGCGUCACGACACUGGAAGAGGAAGUCUACUACCUUAAAAGUGUUUUGGCCAAUGAAAGCGCAUUGUCCACUGUCUUGUCGGGUCUCAAGAGUGUCGGCCAUCUUCGCUUUUCCAGCAGCUUCGAUGCGUCGAAAAACAACAAGAAACCGGGAUCAUCGAAAAAUUCGCCAACUUCCAGUCCGCUUAAAGUAUCCGGUGGAGUUUGCCUUCACGUCGAUGGAAACGAAGUUUGCAUGCAGACGUGCGCCAAGUGUUCUAAGUAGAUGGCUUGUGGAGCUCCUCGUUCUAACGAGGUGACGACCUCGAAAACAGUUAACAAGCGGUCUGCUUGAUAUUUUUACCUUUGCAUGUUAAUUUGAUGUUUUGCUCAACCAUUCUUUGUGUAAAAUCUUUUACAAAAUAAAAAAGUGAACUCUG
Messenger RNA from Daphnia pulicaria, 1639 nucleotides. RefSeq lists its product as uncharacterized. The record is from RefSeq and is a predicted model, not a curated record. Bases 190 to 1485 code for a protein of 431 amino acids. Lineage: Eukaryota; Metazoa; Arthropoda; Branchiopoda; Diplostraca; Daphniidae. The transcript has 3 exons. Gene Ontology annotation, cellular component: nucleus. Gene Ontology annotation, molecular function: DNA-binding transcription factor activity, RNA polymerase II-specific; RNA polymerase II transcription regulatory region sequence-specific DNA binding.